AUGGGUGGUGUCUCCGUUCGCGAUGUGGACGCACAGCAGUUCAUCUCUGCUUACUCUGCUUUCUUGAAACGUCAGGGAAAGCUCCCCAUCCCUGGCUGGGUUGACACUGUCAAGACCUCCGCCUCCAACGAGCUCCCUCCCCAGGACGCUGACUGGUUCUACGUUCGCGCCGCCGCUGUCGCCCGUCACAUCUACUUGCGCAAGACCGUCGGUGUCGGCCGUCUCCGUAAGGUCCACGGUUCCACCAAGAACCGUGGCUCCCGCCCCAGCCACCACGUUGACGCCUCCGGCUCCGUUGACCGCAAGGCCCUCCAGGCCCUUGAGAAGAUCGGUGUCCUCGAGAUCGAUGAGGAGAAGGGAGGCCGCCGCAUCACCCAGAGCGGCCAGCGUGAUCUUGACCGUAUUGCCAAGACCACCGUCGAUGAGGAGGAGUCGGAUGAGGAGUAA
Penicillium taxi is the source of this 447-nucleotide messenger RNA. Its product is annotated as 40S ribosomal protein eS19. Gene Ontology annotation, biological process: translation; ribosomal small subunit assembly. Gene Ontology annotation, molecular function: RNA binding; structural constituent of ribosome. The record is from RefSeq and is a predicted model, not a curated record. Gene Ontology annotation, cellular component: cytosolic small ribosomal subunit; ribosome. The transcript has 3 exons. Bases 1 to 447 code for a protein of 148 amino acids. NCBI's taxonomy places the organism in Eukaryota, Fungi, Ascomycota, Eurotiomycetes, Eurotiales, Aspergillaceae.